Messenger RNA from Nematolebias whitei (Rio pearlfish), 4226 nucleotides. It is a transcript of the gene cnot4a, whose product is annotated as CCR4-NOT transcription complex, subunit 4a. The transcript is spliced from 13 exons. Gene Ontology annotation, molecular function: metal ion binding; RNA binding; ubiquitin-protein transferase activity. The record is from RefSeq and is a predicted model, not a curated record. NCBI's taxonomy places the organism in Eukaryota, Metazoa, Chordata, Actinopteri, Cyprinodontiformes, Rivulidae. Gene Ontology annotation, cellular component: CCR4-NOT complex. Bases 285 to 2693 code for a protein of 802 amino acids. Gene Ontology annotation, biological process: protein ubiquitination.
ACUAUAAUGCUAGCUAAGAUGGUGGUUUGAGCGUAAAUUCUCCUAACAAUACCAAGAAAAGAAAGGGGCAAAACACCUUUGUAGCCUUUUGAUUAUAACAGAACAACGCGAUUACUGUUAUUCUAAGUGACCAUUUAUAGAAAUUUAGCCAUUUCAGGUACAUUGGCUUCCAGCCCCCGCCCAAUCUGGUGUGACUCCUUUGGAGUGGAAUCCUAAGCUAAAUACGGACAGGCCCUGUGCUCUGUGACCAGCCUUAGUACUACUCAACCUCACUGUGCAAUAGGAUGUCCCACAGCCCUGAACUGAAGGACGACCCCAUGGAGUGUCCUCUGUGCAUGGAGCCGCUGGAGAUUGAUGAUGUCAAUUUCUUCCCGUGCACCUGCGGCUACCAGAUCUGCCGCUUCUGUUGGCACCGCAUCCGCACAGACGAGAAUGGCCUCUGCCCCGCCUGCAGAAAGCCAUACCCAGAGGACCCUGCCGUGUACAAGCCUCUUUCACAGGAGGAGAUCCAAAGGAUAAAGAAUGAAAAGAAGCAGAAACAGAACGAGAAAAAGCAGAAGGUGACAGAAAAUCGUAAGCACCUGGCGAGCGUCAGAGUGGUCCAGAGGAACCUGGUGUUUGUGGUGGGGCUCUCACAGCGACUCGCUGACCCGGAAGUCCUGAAACGACCAGAAUAUUUUGGUAGAUUUGGGAAAAUCCAUAAAGUGGUCAUCAACAAUAGCACAUCUUACGCUGGUUCACAGGGGCCCAGUGCCAGCGCUUAUGUCACCUACCUUCGUUCUGAAGAUGCUCUAAGAGCAAUACAGUGUGUUAACAAUGUGGUUGUUGAUGGCAGAACACUCAAGGCAUCUUUAGGCACAACAAAGUACUGCAGUUAUUUUCUCAAAAGUAUGCAAUGUCCCAAACCUGAUUGUAUGUAUCUACAUGAGUUGGGGGACGAAGCAGCUAGCUUUACAAAAGAGGAGAUGCAGGCUGGGAAACAUCAAGAGUAUGAGCAGAAACUCCUCCAAGACCUCUAUAAAAUAAAUCCUAGCUUUCUACAACCUCCAGCUUGUGGAACAGAGAAGUCGAAGAGUAAAGCCAACUCCACACAGAGAACCAACAAUAGCAAUGGUAAAGAUGGGUGGCCAACAUUGUCCGGGCAUAGCAAACUGGCCAACGGACUUUCAGAAGACCGGAAGUCCCCUCCGUUGCUAGACUAUCUAGACCAGGAAGCUAGUAAUUCAGACGGACUAGAAUCAGAGCUGGGUCCAGGCCAGCGUCCUGCCUUGUCCCCCUUUUCCUCCAACUGUGACAGUAAUAGUCCAAAUGAUAAAACUUCAGAGUCACUUGGUUUGGUGAACGGAGAGACGUUACAACAGUUGCCCACCAGUGACUCCCCUUCCCCUCCCCCUGGUCUAACCAAGCCAAUCCUAGUGGUGCCUAUCAGCAUGUCGGACAUCUCGGCCCGUUCACCCUUCGAGGGGGCCGCAGCAGAGUCCCAGUCGCUCUUUUCAGACAACAGUAACUUCAGACAUCCUAACCCUCUCCCUGCUGGCCUACCCCCCUUCCCCAGUUCCCCCCGCACCAGUUCUGACUGGCCCAUGACUCCUGAACCACAGAGCCUCUUUACGUCAGACACAAUGCCAGUUUCUUCCUCAACAGACUGGCAGGCAGCCUUUGGCUUUGGCUCAUCUAGCAAACAACAGGAUGAUGAUCUGGGUUUCGAUCCUUUCGAUGUCACCCGCAAGGCUUUAGCUGACUUGAUAGAGAAGGAGCUGUCUGUGCAGGACCAGAGCCCCUCCUCUCCAGGGCUGCUCAGCCACGGGGGCAUCAACCACGGUCUGAGCCUGCCACCAUCCAACCCCAGCAGCUCCCACCACUUCCCCAGUGGCCUACCGCGCGUCCACCAGCUCCACCACCACAGAGCCAUCUACAGUUCCUUCAGUUUCCCCGGCGGUCACAGCAGCCAGGCCAGUCAGCAGCAGCCUCCGACAACCAGACACCCCUGGAUGAGCAUCCCCACACGAAACAACCUCACACACUUGAACCACUCAGCCAGUGCUGCCUCACACAGUAACAUCCUGGACCUGAAUCUGCCCCCUCAGCACAACACAGGGCUGGGAGGGAUCCCCAUCUCAGAAAACAGUGGCUCUAUAGACGGCUUAAAUGUGAAAGAGUGGCAGGACGGACUGAGAGCUCUUUUGCCCAACAUAAAUAUCAACUUCGGUGGCCUCCCAAACUCCUCCUCAUCAUCAUCUUCCUCAUCCUCUAGCAGUGUUAACCACAUUGGUGGGCCGGCAGGGCCAGCAGGAACAGCAGGCAUCUCACACAGCCUCAGCUGGGAUGGAACAGCCAGUUGGAUGGAUCCUGCUAUUAUUACAGGCAUCCCGGCCUCAGCAGGCAACAGUUUAGACUGUCUCCAGGACGACAACCCUCCACACUGGCUCAAGUCCCUGCAGGCGCUCACAGAGAUGGACGGCCCUGCCAGCUCAGCUGUGCCCACGCCCCAGCCCCUCCACAGCAGCCUCCUCGACAGCCACCUCCCCCUCCAUCACAGAGCCCCCAGCGGCUGGGCUCCCUACCUGCCUCCUCCCACAGCCAACCCCGCCAGUCAGUUCCAUUCUCCUCCCCCAGGCUUCCAGACCGCCUUCAGACCCCCAGGACAGCCAGCCACAGAGCUACUACAGAGUGCCGCCGUGGAUCGCCACUGAACAGACUGGAGCAGACACCCAUCCAUUCCCCACCUCCUCCCACUUCAAACCCACUCAUCCUGUACCCCCCACUUCCUUCCCCUGACGCAAUGCACACCAAUCUGCAGAGUAUGAAAAAUUAACAAAGUAACAAACUUGCUUUCUUUUUUCUCUUCCUCCUUCCUUUGUGUCUACUCUUAAAGGCCUGAUUGUUUUUGUUUGUGGCGCACAAGUUCUCAGUACGUUUGUCUCCCGCCACUCCGUAGACCCGUUCUGGGCGUAACGUGGGAUUCAUUGUGGAUCUCACUGUCAGCAGGGGGCACAAGAAUCAGAGCAUUAAAAGGUGCCCAGUGGUGACUCAAGCUAACUCCAAAAACUGGCAAAGAAACAAAUGAGCAGAAGUGAGGUCAUUUUAAAAAUAAAAAUAUAACUAAUGAAUAAGCAUGAAAUCAUUUGUUUUAUUGAAGUUCCAGUCAUGAUUAGUUUUUUGAGGAGUAAAGCAAGCUGUGAAUCUGCUCUUUGAAGCUUUGCCCCAAAGACCCUCAUUGCCCCCACUCUUCAGAGGAGACUGAAACGGUUAACAGCCAUGUUGUGAUCCAGGCAAGGUGACGGAGACAUGACGGGUUGGCCCGUAGCUUUUAUUUCAGAGUGGGUUGAAGAGAAAAGAGUGAGAUUUGAUUAGUGAGUGAAUGCAGACGCCCCUGGCGGGGAGAGCACAGGCUAUGCAUGGGCUCCCUGUUGGGUACGGACACAAAUGGCCUGCCUGAGAGGCCACUUGGCUCACUCUCUUCAGUGAGGGGCUCCCACGGGUCCCAUCCUGCUGGAGGGAGAAUUUUGCUGAACCUCUGUAUCAGAGGAUAGAGCAGCGCCUUACCACAGGGAGCCGGGGCUGUGGGAGAUCAUGGCACACAUCCUGAGCACUAGGGUUAGACUCUAACCGUGCCACUGUGUGGUACCUACAACACUAGCCCUAACAUGGACAGCCACCACACGACAGGGCAGGGCGGUGACGAGACGUCCAACAUAUUAAUGAGGGUAAAGAGGUUAACGGGUCCCUUUGUUCAACCCACGAGGGCUUACACGAGGCCUUAAAAUAGACAGGUGAGAGGAAGGAGCUCGAGUGUUGGGACAGGGAGUGUCAGUGACUGCUGAGAAAUAUGCAAUAACGUAUGUGACGUCAGCAGCUGGAUGGAAGUGGAAUCACAAAGGUGCUGCAAGAUCAUACCGAGUACUGUAGUAACCAAUCAACGAGCCCUCGGACUUUCCAACUGAGAUCAACCUCCGCCCACCGCCACCUUUCCUUUUUUGAAGUCUUAAUUCUGAAUCGUGUUCACUCUUUUUCUCUGUUACCCGCCCCACCCUUUCCCCCCGUUGUCCCCUAUUUAACAGUAUUCACAAAGAUGAACAAAGUCAUCCAGGAGAAACCAACCGUCAUACAGUGGGUUUUUUAACAUGAUGUUGCGAGGAAAAAUGAAACGACUCCUGAAGCGCUUCCAGAAAGCGAACUGUCCUCUGCAGGUCUGGAAAAAAAUAAACCUUAAAUAAAACUGAAAA